UGUGUGUGUGUGUGUGUGGUACGCACUAGUUAUGCUUUCACCUUCAAAGACCGGAUCAGAUUCCUCAGAUGGUUUUUAGUCGGCGGUGCUGAAGACAGGUUUUCAGAGCAGAUGAGGAUCUCUAAUCACUAAUUCGGACCGGUUCAUUUAUUUAUUUCUGAAUGUGUUCGUGGUUCGUGGACACACGCGUAUCUUUGGACCUUGCACGUCAUCGUCAUGCCCGCAUCGCUAAGGUUGCAUCCGGAGCGACACCACCACCACCACCGUACCCCCGUAGUCUAGCGGCAAUGCGCGCGCGGCUGCUCCUCUCUCUCACGCGGCACGCUUGAAGAUGCGCGGAAACCCGCCGCUCUUUGUCACCCUGCUGCUCCUGCCGACGCUCGCGCCGCGGGCGCUGGCCAGCAGCCGCGAGCGCUCGGCGGUGUCGCGCGCCGCGGCCCGUUCCGUGGCCCGCAUGGACGGCGACGUGAUCCUCGGUGCGCUCUUCUCUGUGCACCACCAGCCGUCGGCGGAGCGCGUGGCCGAGCGGAAGUGCGGCGACGUGCGCGAACAGUACGGCAUCCAACGCGUGGAGGCCACCUUCCACACGCUGGACCGCAUCAACUCCGACCCGCACCUGCUGCCCAACGUCACCCUCGGCUGCGAGAUCCGCGACUCGUGCUGGCACUCGUCUGUCGCGCUCGAGCAGAGCAUCGAGUUCAUCCGCGACUCCCUCAUAUCGAUCCGCGACGACUCCAAAGAAGGCUCGAAGUGGUGCAUGGACGGCACGCCCUCGAGCCACCCGCCGCCCUCCAAGAAGCCCAUCGCGGGUGUCAUCGGGCCCGGGUCCAGCUCUGUGGCCAUCCAGGUGCAGAACCUGCUGCAGCUCUUUAACAUCCCGCAGAUCGCCUACUCCGCCACGAGCAUAGACCUGAGCGACAAGACUCUCUUUAAGUACUUCCUGCGGGUCGUGCCAUCCGACACGCUGCAGGCGCGCGCUAUGCUCGAUAUCGUUAAGCACUACAACUGGACUUAUGUUUCUGCAGUCCACACAGAAGGCAACUACGGUGAAAGUGGCAUGGAGGCAUUUAAGGAGCUGGCAGCAGAAGAAGGUCUGUGUAUCGCUCACUCUGAUAAGAUCUACAGCAACGCAGGAGAGAAGCACUUCGAUCGGCUCCUGAGGAAGCUGCGUGAGCGUCUACCUAAAGCCCGCGUGGUCGUCUGUUUCUGCGAGGGCAUGACGGUACGUGGCCUUCUGAUGGCCAUGAAACGACGGGGAGUUUCCGGAGAAUUCCUGCUCAUCGGGAGUGACGGAUGGGCAGAUCGAGACGAGGUGGUGGAGGGAUACGAGCAGGAAGCGGACGGAGGUAUCACCAUGAAGCUGCAGACAGAGGAAGUGAAGUCAUUUAAUGAAUACUUCCUGAAGCUGCGCCUGGACACAAACACCAGGAACCCAUGGUUCGCCGAGUUCUGGCAGUACCGCUUCCAGUGCCGCAUACCAGGCCACCCUCAGGAGAACCAUAACUACCAGAAAAUCUGUACAGGAAAUGAGAGCCUGAAGGACAACUAUGUUCAGGACAGUAAGAUGGGUUUUGUGAUCAACGCCAUCUACGCCAUGGCACAUGGGCUCCAUGAUAUGCACCGUGACCUGUGUCCGGAUCACGAGGGCCUGUGCGAGGCUAUGGACCCCAUUGAUGGCAGCAGACUCUUAGACUACCUUCUCAAAACCUCUUUCACCGGUGUCUCCGGAGAGGAGGUGUACUUCGACGAGAAUGGAGACUCUCCUGGAAGGUAUGACAUUAUGAAUUUGCAGUAUGUUGAAGAGCUGGGUCGCUAUGACUACAUCAAUGUGGGAUCGUGGCAUGAAGGACUGCUGAGCAUUGACGAUUACAAGCUGAUGACCAACCGAAGCGAGAUGGUGCGCUCCGUCUGCAGCGAGCCUUGUUCCAAGGGACAGAUCAAGGUGAUCCGGAAAGGUGAGGUGAGCUGCUGCUGGAUCUGCACUACCUGUAAAGACAACGAGUACGUGCAAGACGAGUUCACCUGCAAGGCCUGCGAUCUGGGCUGGUGGCCUGAUAACGAACUAGCAGGGUGUCAACCUCUUCCUCUCAGGUACCUGGAAUGGGGCAGCGUGGAGUCCAUCGUAGCGGUGGUCUUCUCCUGCCUGGGCAUCCUGGUCACUCUGUUCGUAACCUUCGUCUUCAUUCAGUACAGAGACACUCCGGUGGUCAAGUCGUCAAGCCGUGAGCUGUGCUACAUUAUCCUGGCGGGUAUCUUCUUGGGGUAUAUUUGCCCUUUUACGCUGAUCGCACGCCCUACAGUGAUCUCGUGCUACCUACAGCGCCUCCUAGUGGGCCUUUCAUCUGCAAUGUGCUACUCAGCGUUGGUCACCAAGACGAACCGCAUUGCACGCAUCCUGGCUGGGAGUAAAAAGAAGAUCUGCACUCGCAAGCCAAGGUUCAUGAGUGCCUGGGCGCAGGUAGUGAUCGCUUUCAUCCUGAUCAGCCUACAGCUCACACUGGAGGUUGUGCUGAUCGUGCUGGAGCCUCCAGAGCCAAUCAAGAGCUACCCUAGCAUACGGGAAGCCUACCUCAUCUGUAACACCAGUAACUUGGGUGUGGUCGCUCCAUUGGGCUACAAUGGCCUGCUCAUCCUGAGCUGCACCUACUAUGCCUUCAAAACGCGCAACGUACCAGCCAACUUCAACGAGGCCAAAUACAUUGCCUUCACCAUGUACACCACGUGUAUCAUCUGGCUCGCGUUCGUACCCAUCUAUUUUGGCUCCAAUUACAAGAUCAUCACCACCUCGUUCUCAGUCAGUCUGAGCGUCACAGUGGCUCUGGGCUGCAUGUUUACACCCAAGAUGUACAUCAUCAUCGCCAAGCCAGAGCGCAAUGUGCGCAGCGCCUUCACCACAUCGGACGUGGUUCGCAUGCACGUGGGAGAUGGCAAGGCAGCUGCGUGCCAGAGCAACAGCUUCCUGAACAUGUUCCGCAGGAAGAAGAACAAUGCCAACAGCAGCAACACCAAUCCUAAUGGAAAGUCUGUGUCAUGGUCUGAAUCAGGUGCCCGGCCCCAGGGGAGGGGGUCGAGUGUGUUCCACAGACUGUCUGUGCAUGUGAGGAGGCAAGCAGUCGGCCAGAGUCAGACGGCGGUCAUCCGACCCCUAACUAACGCCUCGCAACCCCUGCACCCCGAAUACGACCCUGGACUUGACACAGACCACAACGGCUCACAACCUAACACCAAGGUUCUCUACAACCUCAACGAGGAGGGCGACGAAGGCUGCCGAUCCCCCUGCAACGUACAAGGAACAACCCCGGAUAGAAGGGAGCCAGCCUCCUACUCACCUGCUCACCUGAUGGGCCUCGCCUCUGACCAUCUAGACGGGGGCCAAGUGGAUACGCUAAGCUCAAAUGUUCGGGCUUUCGAUGAAAUGCUAGGCAACAGACUGAGCCCUGCUUACAACCCCUUAUCCAAUCAGCUACCUCUGCCCCUGCAGGGGGAGAUGUUGUCUGAAGACGGUUCCGAAAUGGAGGCUCUUGAACUUAUCCAUGGCUUCCUGUACGACAGUACUGUACAGGAAGAGGCUGAAGAGGAGGAGGACGAGGAAGAAGAAGGGGCUGGACAGGAGGAGUUAGCUCAAAGCAAGCUCACUCUCCUCGCUCCGCCCUCACCGUUCAGGGACUCGCUGCAUUCAGGCAGGUCAAUCCCAGGAUCCCCUGCCCUCGACAACGAACCAAACACCUCCCAGGAAGUGACCUAUGCUCCCAAACAAAGCUCUUUUACACUGUGAGAGCAGGUGCUCAGGAUGCAGGAAACGGCCGGCUCCCACUUCACUUUGUUUUUUCUUAUUUAAUUAUAGCAGUUGCUUGCUUAUAUGGUUGUUAUUUUUAUUUUUAUUUACCAUUCAAGGCAUUCCUGUCAGGAAUGAAAAAAAGAGACAGCGAGUCGAAACAACUAGGAUUAUUGUUCUGACGUUCGGCAAGCUUGUUCGUACCGAAACGAACAUUGCUUUCAUUGGAGAUUAAGAUUAAGUCUAAAUACCAGUCUGCUGCUGUUUGUAUGGACCACAAAGGAAGACACUCAAACUUUGGGUCUAUGGACUAUGUAGCCUGACAUCAUUGUAAAUGAUUUUUACAUGCUAUACAUAUAUAAAAACAUAUCCCUGAUGGAACUAAUUAGUCCAAAACACACAACCAGGAAGCAGAGUCAUGUGACACACACACACAUACCACAGCUGACCACAAGACCACAACCAUCACACUUGAACCAUUCACAGAAUCCAGACUAAGACUAAUUAGCUUGAAGUGUUUGGAUUGAGAGUGACAGUAGUGAACAAGAACAUCAUCUAGACUUUGUUUUAAUGUUCUUGAUUGAUCCAGACACACACACACACACACAACAUCUGGUUAUCUACAACCCGUUUAUUGUGGGAUGUGUAAACCGAGAGUUUUUCUCUUCCCUGUGAAACCUGCGAGUGUGUGUGUGUGUACUCGUUUCUGACAGCGAUCUGAGUGUAAUGGUAAUUUUAGCACUUGCUUGGGGAGAUACACAAGGGAAGGGUUUUAUUAUAUUGUUAAGCGAGUAGUUAAAGCACUAUUUUAGUCUAAAUGAUGAUUUUUCCCCCCUGUACUGCCAAGGUAAUUACAAAACGGGAACAAAAUCACAAAUCUCUCUCUCUCUCUUUUUGUCUCAUGAGAUAUUUCAUGCUUGGGAAACGUUUUUUCAAAUAUUUGUAUACUGUAUAGUCAUCGAUUGUGUUUUUUUUCUUCCUCCACACAGCUAAGGUGUUUGUAUUUCCCGUUAAUGUUUAUAUGAACAGAAUGCGUGAAGAUUUCUACGUUUUAGAGAAGCUAACUCAUCUGCUCCCUCUGUGAAAAGGGAUGUACAGUGAAUCUGGAAUAUUUUUUUGUUUUUUCUCAAAUAAUCUGUAUAUUUGACUUUUUAAGCUUUAUGGGGUAGUGGCUUCUAGUGGUCAACUCGUAGCAUUAUUUCCAAGUGACUCUCGUGUAGGAUUAUAAAUUCGCAACUUAUUUUAACCUUUAGUAGUUUCACACACUACUAUUAGAAUGCAAAUAUUCUUUAGCUGAUAUGGACGUAAUAAAUAUUGCUCAUUUUAAUAUUAAGUCUUUUUUUGUGUGUGUGUAAGUUGUUUGGGAAAAUUUGUUUCAUGUACAAGAAUUACAGUAGAAUAUCAUGUUAGGAACUAGAAAUGAGGAUUUUCUUUUCUUUCUUUCUUUUUUGGCCAGGACAAAUC
Messenger RNA from Hemibagrus wyckioides, 5239 nucleotides. It is a transcript of the gene grm1a, whose product is annotated as glutamate receptor, metabotropic 1a. Gene Ontology annotation, biological process: regulation of synaptic transmission, glutamatergic; G protein-coupled glutamate receptor signaling pathway. The record is from RefSeq and is a predicted model, not a curated record. NCBI's taxonomy places the organism in Eukaryota, Metazoa, Chordata, Actinopteri, Siluriformes, Bagridae. Gene Ontology annotation, molecular function: G protein-coupled receptor activity involved in regulation of postsynaptic membrane potential; adenylate cyclase inhibiting G protein-coupled glutamate receptor activity. Gene Ontology annotation, cellular component: postsynaptic density membrane. Bases 332 to 3775 code for a protein of 1147 amino acids. The transcript has 9 exons.